Messenger RNA from Lichtheimia ornata, 1275 nucleotides. RefSeq lists its product as uncharacterized. The record is from RefSeq and is a predicted model, not a curated record. NCBI's taxonomy places the organism in Eukaryota, Fungi, Mucoromycota, Mucoromycetes, Mucorales, Lichtheimiaceae. The transcript is spliced from 3 exons. The coding region runs from base 1 to 1275 and encodes 424 amino acids.
AUGACUCAUGGUAUUCUUCAAGAUAAAGAUGCAUUCAAAAUCAAUAUAAGACAAGAGGAUGAUCAAAGCAAUAAUUGUAAGGAGUUCUUUGAAAAAGGGCUCAGCGCACUCUUAGCCGACGAACACUUUUUACUCUUAUACGUGCCUGAAAUCGGAGGCAGGAUGCAAAUUGUAAGACCGGCUAGCGAUCCAUACCAUCGACAGCGCAUGAUCCAAAAGAUUAAUGAAGCCAAAGGGGUUCCAUCGUUUUAUUACGCGUUGUCACAUCUUUGGGGCCUCACAGAAAACAACCGAUACCAUUGGAAUGAGAUUGCCGACUUUGUGGAUGACGAAGAUGGACAACCGGUGAAACCAGUUUCGAUGCGACCUGCGAAACGUGAUACAUUGCUUGCACUACUCCAAGACCAUCCUGAUAGUUAUUGGUGGAUUGACGUCCUAUGUGCACGUACCGAUACCCCUUUGGAUAUUAUGGGCGACAUCUAUUCUUGUUGCCUUGAAUGUGUUGCUAUGAUCGAUGGAGAUCCUAAUCUCAUACCACAACUCUAUACGCUGAUGAUGGAUGUGAAACAGGAAUUCCCUACGUAUUAUAAUAUGGAUCGAAAUGAUAUCCUGAAUUGUAAGCAAAACGAUAAAAGGUUGUCCAAGGCGACUGAGCUCGUAUUCGCAUUGAUGCAACGUAAAUGGUGGAAACGUGUUUGGACCUGGCAGGAGAUGGCUUUGCCUUUUGGGGACGUGCGUCUUGUACCCGAAUCAGGCACGCAUCAACCUUUAAGCAAAACAAUCACUGUGGAUGCUUUACUUGAUUACUUUCAAGCAAAUUUCAGGGUCGACCACGUAGCUCAUGCACUCGAGCCUAUUGAUUCUGAGACUGGGCUCACAAAUGCCAUGACGCUGCAUGCUUGGUUCACAGAGAUACUUCACGCUAGAAAAUCCAACGAGCAUCGAACCGGAAAAAAGCGUGCACAGGAAUUCAGCUACUUGGUUUCUUCAUUCAGCGAUUCCCCUAGGCGAUGCAUGGAUCCGGCUGAUUACGUGUAUGGUGUGUUGGGCGUAUUUCAGUUUAAAAUCCCAAGGAUGAACGAUCCAAAUGCUGUUUGGCACUACUUUUUAUCAGAACUUGAUAACUACAUGGAGACAACGGGCAUGAAGAACGACAAGUUUUCUGGAAAGAGAAUUACUGGAAUCAAUGACAAUGCAUACCGAAUCGAUUUACGGAAAGCUAAAGAUAUGGCUGAUGUAUACAAAGAUGAUUUAUUAGAGAUGACUUUUUGUUGA